UGGUAGUCUGUCAGCGGGAGGCUCCUGUCGCCGUCCUUUCUUCGCCUCUCGCCCUCGAAGCCCGUACGAGCCCCAACAUGCGUGAGUGCAUCUCCAUCCACGUCGGCCAGGCCGGUGUCCAGAUCGGCAAUGCCUGCUGGGAGCUCUACUGUCUGGAACACGGCAUACAGCCCAAUGGCCAGAUGCCCAGUGACAAGACCAUUGGGGGAGGGGAUGACUCCUUCAACACCUUCUUCAGUGAGACAGGCGCUGGCAAGCAUGUGCCCAGGGCAGUAUUUGUAGACCUGGAGCCCACAGUCAUUGAUGAAGUUCGCACUGGCACCUACCGCCAGCUCUUCCACCCUGAGCAGCUCAUCACGGGCAAGGAGGAUGCUGCCAACAACUAUGCCCAUACCAUCUAUGCCAACAACUAUGGGCAUAGAUGGUAUGGGCAAGACUGA
Messenger RNA from Echinops telfairi (small Madagascar hedgehog), 440 nucleotides. Its product is annotated as tubulin alpha chain-like. The transcript has a single exon. Gene Ontology annotation, molecular function: structural constituent of cytoskeleton; GTP binding. Lineage: Eukaryota; Metazoa; Chordata; Mammalia; Afrosoricida; Tenrecidae. Gene Ontology annotation, cellular component: cytoplasm; microtubule. The coding region runs from base 78 to 440 and encodes 120 amino acids. Gene Ontology annotation, biological process: microtubule cytoskeleton organization; mitotic cell cycle. The record is from RefSeq and is a predicted model, not a curated record.